Misgurnus anguillicaudatus (oriental weatherfish) is the source of this 2254-nucleotide messenger RNA. RefSeq names its product coiled-coil domain containing 181 (gene ccdc181). The record is from RefSeq and is a predicted model, not a curated record. Gene Ontology annotation, molecular function: microtubule binding. Lineage: Eukaryota; Metazoa; Chordata; Actinopteri; Cypriniformes; Cobitidae.
GUCAUAUAAACCAAAGUAUCUUUUACUGUGCCUUUCUAGUUUUCCAUUAGUAUCAUUGAUUAAAUCUGUCUGGAUCUCCCUUCUACAUUUACAGAGAGUCUGCGCAUGCGCGCGCACCACUACAGGCAGUGUUGUUUGUCUCCAUGUCAACACCUGUUACAAGCCACUUUGAAACUGAGGCCACCAAAGGAUUAAAGCGAGCUGUUCUUUAAUGAACAGGUGCGCAUGGAGACCUGCUUUAUAGAAUAUAUAUAGGACGACAAUUUUUUAUUAUUUUGCGAUUGACACGAGAUAAGAGAAUACAGAAGUGUUGAAGGUUUUAUAUUUGCAGUGCUUCUGUGAGGAUCUUUCAUGGUGGGGAACACAAAAAGAAUGAGUGUUUCUGAAGUCAAAAACACUCAGGAUGAGUAUGAGGAUGAUUUUGAGAAAGAUCUGGAUUGGCUUAUCAGUGAGGAGAGCAAGAGUGAACAGGAUCCUGAUGAUUAUGAUAUUGAAGCUCAAAUCGACAAGGAGCUUGCAGAAGAUGAGCUUAAAGAAGACAAAAGGAAAGAUGGGGAUGUGGAUAAUAAUGAAGGAGAGGAAAGGUGGCCAACGCCCAUGGAGCCAUUAGAGGGUGUGUUAGAUCCUGACAACCAGGUAACCUCUCCACAGCUGAAGAAUGAUGAAGAUCUCGAUGAAGAAAAGAAAUACAUUUUAGAUAAGAUCCAAGAGGCUAACAGGCAACUGCAAGACCAAGAACCUCCAGACCAGAGCCGCCGCAGACGCCUGCAGUUUAAAGACAGCUUAGUAGAUCUAGUGGUGCCUGCUCAGGAGUUUGAGACUCAGGAGAGAAACAGAGCCCUCUAUAGUGCCUUAGAAGAUGAUGCAGAGGUGUCAGAACAAAUGCAGAAACUAAAGAUCUCUCAUAGUGAAAAGCCAGGAGACCACGCAAAUGAGGAGGAACGCAAUGAAGGAACAAAAGAAGGACGGGUUUUGGUGGAAAAAGACGGAAAGUUUGACUUGGUGAGUCUAAAGGAGGUGGAAAGUCAAGGAUUGCUACCUCCUUUGGCAAUAUCUCACGGUAAUGAUAAUCUGCAAGGAUCCUCAAGGCAAAGUGAGUCUAGCCUCCAACCUAAUAAGAGUCCUGUAACUUCCCCGAGACAACAUUCCACCUCGCCUUUCCCCCCUGGCAUUGAGUCCCUGUAUGUCCCUAAACCUCCAGCGAAACGCAGGAACAGACCCAGUUCUGCCAGACCCUCCCAAAGGGGAACAUGGGUACAUGGCACCAAGCGCAGGGUUCAGUCAGCAAACGGAGCAUCCUCACAUGUAACCUUUACCCUCUCACCACAGCAGAAAGAAUUACUGGCCAAACAUCAGGAGCGAAGAGAGAGGCAGGCUAAAGAGGACGAGCAGAAGAGAAAAGAGGAAGAAGAACAGAAGCGACAGGAAAACGAGCAGGCCUUCCAGUCAUGGCUUAUGAGGAAGAGAGACCAAUUACAUGAAGAAAAGAGGGUCCAGAAAGCACAGGAAAUGGAAAGGAUGAGCUGCAAGAGGGACUGUGGUGACCCAGAGAAGUCCUUUAAAAGCUGGCUUCAGAAAAAACAGGAACAGCAGCUGAAAGAAAAACAGCUGGAAGAUAUGAAGAGACUGGAAAAGGAGAGCGGCUUUUGCCUGCACAGCCGAGAAGAGAGCGAAAAGGCCUUCAGACAUUGGUUAAGACGAAAGCGUGCCGAGAAACGGGCAGAGCAGCAGGCAGCUCGAGAGCGUUCUCGCAGGCUGGUGCUGGAAGAGCGGAGAGCCAGACGCAUGCGUGACCUGCUCUGCACUGUUAAUGAGAUCAAAUCCUUUCGAUUCAGUGAGCCCUAUGGAAAUCGCUACUGAAGAGAUCCUACUAUAGACCAUUAAUACAAUUUCAAACUAUUCUCAUUGUGGUUUCUGCUAAAUGAAUCAUCUAUUUAUCAGUAUCUAUGGUUUCCUUUUAAUAUACCAUCUACCUGAUACAGAAGAUGAAAGAACGUGGCACAAAGAGGACAAUAAAAGACCUCUAAUCUUCCAUUCAUCCUUUUAUUAAUAUACAAAGAUGAAACAGGUGCUUCAGUUCAUGUCCGAGAGCUUUAAGCACUUGAAAUAAUUGCUAUACCGAGAUGAUUUAAUUGAGUGAAUGUUGAAACAUUAGACAUUCUCAUCACCUUGAACAUUAUCCAGUAGACUUUGCUAGUGUACUACUACUGCAUAUCUCCUGCAGAUACAAUAAAAAUGCAGCAGUUCAGAGUCA